This is a messenger RNA of Metarhizium album ARSEF 1941, 5067 nucleotides long. RefSeq names its product kinesin. Lineage: Eukaryota; Fungi; Ascomycota; Sordariomycetes; Hypocreales; Clavicipitaceae. The transcript has a single exon. Bases 1 to 5067 code for a protein of 1688 amino acids. Gene Ontology annotation, molecular function: ATP hydrolysis activity; microtubule motor activity; ATP binding. Gene Ontology annotation, biological process: cytoskeleton-dependent intracellular transport; microtubule-based movement. Gene Ontology annotation, cellular component: microtubule; kinesin complex. The record is from RefSeq and is a predicted model, not a curated record.
AUGAAGGAGAACCAGACCGUCCUCACCAUACCAGAUGGACAUGGCGGCAAGGGUGCAAAAGACACUGGGGCCAAGACCUUUGCCUUCGACCGAUCAUAUUGGUCCUUCAACAAGGAGGAUUCCAACUAUGCUGGCCAGUCAAACCUCUUUGAUGACCUUGGAGCGCCACUACUCGACAAUGCCUUUCAAGGCUACAACAACUGCAUCUUUGCGUACGGCCAGACGGGCUCAGGAAAAUCUUACUCCAUGAUGGGUUACGGGAAGGAAGUUGGUAUCAUUCCCAACAUUUGCCAAGAAAUGUUCAAUCGAAUAGAUUCCAUUCAAGAGGAUAAGGCGACUAAAUGUACCGUCGAGGUCUCCUACCUCGAAAUCUAUAACGAGCGAGUACGCGAUCUUCUUAAUCCGGCAACAAAAGGCAACCUCAAAGUUCGAGAGCAUCCAUCGACAGGUCCAUAUGUAGAAGAUUUGGCAAAACUCGUUGUUGGGAGCUUUCAAGAAAUCGAGAAUCUCAUGGACGAGGGGAACAAGGCCAGAACGGUUGCUGCUACCAAUAUGAACGAAACAUCUAGUCGAAGUCACGCCGUCUUUACCUUGAUGCUGACUCAAAAGAAGUAUGAUGCAGAAACCAAGAUGGAGAUGGAAAAGGUGGCCAAGAUCAGCCUGGUAGAUUUAGCCGGUUCUGAACGUGCAACAUCCACAGGCGCCACCGGCGCGAGGUUGAAAGAAGGUGCCGAAAUCAACCGCUCGCUAUCAACACUUGGCCGAGUCAUUGCGGCGCUUGCAGAUUUGUCGACAGGAAAAAAGAAAAAGGGCACAACUCAAGUUCCUUACCGAGAUAGUGUUUUAACGUGGUUGCUGAAGGAUUCACUGGGCGGAAACAGUAUGACAGCAAUGAUCGCAGCCAUCAGCCCUGCCGACAUCAAUUAUGACGAAACUCUCAGCACCCUGCGAUAUGCCGACUCAGCCAAGAGAAUUAAGAACCACGCCGUUGUCAAUGAAGACGCCAAUGCCCGUAUGAUCAGAGAACUGAAGGAAGAGCUGGCGCUGCUAAGAAGCAAGCUUGGCGGUAGCGUGGUCGGGUCUGGUCAAACCGCAGUUCCUGGCGAGCCAGUUUAUGCGGAGGGCACACCCCUAGAGCAACAGAUGGUGUCCAUCACUACUUCCGAAGGCAUUGUCAAGAAGGUGUCCAAGGCGGAGAUUGCCGAACAGCUCAACCAGAGUGAGAAACUUCUCUCUGAUUUGAACCAGACAUGGGAGCAGAAGCUCCAGAAAACCGAGGAAAUUCACAAGGAACGGGAGGCUGCCCUGGAAGAGCUUGGUAUCAGCAUUGAGAAGGGCUUCAUCGGUUUACAUACGCCGAAGAAGAUGCCACAUCUGGUCAACCUGUCAGACGACCCUCUCCUUGCCGAAUGUCUUGUUUACAAUCUCAAACCGGGUACUACAACUGUUGGCAACGUCGACACGAACGCUGAUCAUCAGGUCAAUAUUCGACUUAACGGGACGAGAAUUCUUCACGACCACUGCAAAUUCGAAAACAACACUGAUGGGACUGUUACUGUAGUUCCUUCAGAAGGAGCAUCAGUCAUGGUCAAUGGUAAGCGAAUAACGGAGCCUAAGCAGCUUCACUCUGGUUAUCGGGUCAUUUUGGGUGACUUCCACAUCUUCCGAUUCAAUCACCCCAUGGAGGCGAGAGCUGAAAGAGCAGAAGUUGGGCAAAGCCUGUUACGGCAGUCAAUCACGGCCAGCCAGUUUCAAGCUGUGGAUCGCACGCCCUCCCCUCGGUCGGGUCACGAGAGGUCGAUGAGUAAGGUCUCAGACUUUGGUGACUCUCGGCCAGAAUCCCCGGCUCCCUUUUCGCGAAACGGCAGGGAGUCGGACUGGUCUCUCGCUCGACGAGAGGCGGCUGGUGCUAUCCUUGGCACUGACCAGAAUUUUGCCAGUCUAACGGAUGAGGAGCUUAACGCGUUGUUCGAGGAAGUACAGCGGGCCCGAGCCGAACGUGUCAUCGGCCGAGAAGACGGCGAGGACACCGAUUCCGUCACUUCGUACCAGAUGCGCGAAAAGUACAUGUCAACCGGGACCAUUGACAACUUUUCUCUUGAUACAGUAUUGACAAUGCCAUCCACGCCAAAACAGGGAGAUCAGGAUGAACGUUUAAAGGAAGCUCGAGAGGAAAUGCAGAAUCAACUCGAGAGGCAGAAAGAAGAGUUUCAAGAAAGGCUCAAGAGCGCGGAAGCUGCCAACGUCGAGGUUGAAGAGAUUAGAAAGGAAAAAGCUAGGAUGGAAGCCGCCCUUUUUGCGCUGAAGGGAGAUAUGCAGAAACAACUCAACCUGCAAAAGAAGCAGUACGAGGAGAGGAUUGACAAGAUGGACCCCCUCAAGCGGCCCAAGGCGAAUCCAAAGCUUUCCAACGAAGAGAUUGAGCAAGCAAGCAAGGUCAUUAAAGUCUGGCGUGGCCGUCACUUUGUCAAGAUGGCCGAAACCGUACUUCAGAACGCUGCAGUGCUGAAGGAGGCUCAGAUUAUGAGUAACGAGCUGGCCGAGAGCGUCGUGUUUCAAUUUACUAUUGUGGAUAUAGGGCAUGCAAUCUGCUCGUCUUACGACAUGGUUCUGAACGGGCUGACUGGCGAAGGAGAAGAUGCAGCCUUGGAAGAGACCCAGAGGCCUUGUAUUGGCAUUCGUGUCAUCGACUACAAGCACAAUGUCGUGCACCUCUGGAGCUUAGAGAAACUGCACGAUCGAGUUCGACAGAUGAGACAGAUGCAUCAAUACCUCGACCAACCAGAGUAUACACAGCAUAUGAGUCUCGACAACCCAUUUGUAGAAACCUGCAUGCCAUCAUAUACUCUGGUGGGGGAGGUAGACGUGCCCUUACGAGCUGUCUUUGAGAGCAGGGUCCAGGACUUCUCUCUCCAUGUGCUAUCACCGUACACCUUUCAUGCCAUUGGCAUCGUCAAGCUGUCGCUGGAGCCAUCCCAUGCAAGAGCGCCGACGAACACGUUAAAGUUUAAUGUCGUCAUGCACGAGCUGCUUGGGUUUGCAGAGCGAGAAGGAACCGAAGUCCAUGCGCAGCUGUUCAUCCCUGGUGUGUCGGAAGAGGGUGGCGUCACCACAACCCAAAUGAUUAGCAAUUUUGACGAGGGUCCGAUACGAUUUGAAAGUGUUCACAACAUGAGCGUCUCGGUAUUUUCUCCCCCGGACGUCACAUUGCGAGCUGCCAUCUUCGCCAAAGUCUCGUCAAUGCAUUUGGAUAAGCUCCUCAGUUGGGACGACAUCCGCGACGCUGGCCCUGGGCGUGACAGCUCUCAGGCGACACGCAUUAACGAGUCACAAUUCUUCACUCAAGAAAAGCACGACCUCCUUUCUCGCAUUCAGAUCAUGGAGUUGAACGAGGACGGCGAAUACCAGGCCGUCGAAGUCAGCCAAACGAGUGAAUUGGACGCGGGCACAUUUCAGCUGCAUCAAGGCUUACAGCGCCGAAUCGGAAUAAACAUAUCUCAUAGUUCGGGAGACGCUUUACCCUGGGGCGACGUCACUGCGGUUCGUGUCGGCAAAGUCCGACUUGUUGAUGCGGCGGGUAAGACCCCGGACAUGGCUACCAGUGAGCCCGACGUCGCUUUGAGGCUUUCUUCCAGUCCGAUCUUUCGUGAGAAUCCCAACGGCACACGGAGUAUUACCAUGCACGCUCAGUGGGAUUCGAGUUUACACAAUUCUCUCUUGUUGGACAGAGUAACGGCGGAUAAGUACCGCGUACAGAUGACGAUACAUUGGGAGAUCAGCUCGGAGAAGCUCGCGGAACCAAUGAAGUUUAUCCAAAAGGUGUGCGUGCAAAUCCUGUCGCGAACAUUUGUGCGUCAAGCAUCCAUGUUCUCUUCGCUGUGGCAGAACGUGAGAUUUGUCCGCUCGUCGACGGCCAUCUUCACCCUCACAAUGCGGCCCGCCCCCAUCAAGAGAGUCGGUGAUCUGUGGCGCAUGAACAGCCAGCAUGAUUACGUCAAGGGCGAAGAGAAUCUGACGAGCUGGGCCCCCCGUGGCGUCUCUCUUGUGAGUGACUUUAUCAUGGCGCGCAAGAAGAGGAGACGCGUCGCCGAGAUUGGCGCCGCACAAACGACUCUUCAAAGACUCGACGUGGACAUUGCCACCGCCCCGGCAGCGGAGCAGGAGCCAAGACCCGAGGCGCUCCCUGGGGCCGAGGCAAUUGUGCCAGAUGACGAUGAUGACCUGUUAAACGACACGCCAGAUACAUCGCAAGCCCCCUCCAUCGACGAAGGAUCCGACAACGAAGGUCGAGGUGAGGAGACCAUCAAAGUGGAAACUGAGGAGCCGACGGGUUCUGGGGAAGAACAAAAGCCCGUCGAGCCCGAGUACAACGACCACCAAGUUGAACUCCUCGAGAAGUCGCUGAAACUCUGGACAAAAUACCCCGACCCGUUGGCCGGCAUGCUCAGCCCGGCAAAUACCAGUCCUCCCACAAACGGCAUCACGCCGGAGUCCUCCCUCCCGCCUAGUCUCGUCACAACCAUCAUCCGCGUGCCCAAGAACCCCAAAGUCCUCAAGGGCGGCUUCUUAUUGGUCCCCAACAACGAUUCAACCCGCUGGGUCAAGCGCUUCGUCGAACUUCGCCGCCCAUACCUCCAUAUUCACUCCGCCUCCGACGGGGACGAAAUCGCCCUCGUCAGCCUACGCAAUUCCCGUGUUGACAGCCAACCCGGUGUACUCGGACUCUUGCACGGGCCAGACGACUAUGACGCGCCGCAGAGCAAUUCCGGUCCAGACUUUACACCCGGCCACCGCCGCACUGCUUCCGGGCGAGUCAUUUCCACCAUCUGGACCGGCACGGGUGGCAGUUCCUCUGGCGGCAGCGGGAACGGGUUGCAACGCCUCAGCGAACGCGUGCAAGCAGGUGUGUUUGCCGUCUAUGGCACCGACAACACAUGGCUAUUUGCUGCGCGUAGCGAACGCGAGAAAAUGGACUGGAUCUUCCGUAUCGACCAGACAUACUUGUCCAAUACCGAGAGUGCCACUAACAGCGGCAUCAUCAGUCCAUACCAGGGAAGUGAAUACUAG